GAGAAAGGAGUUCGAGCUGCUGCGGCACCUGGCGGCCAGUGCCUUUCCGUGGGCCGCAGAGGAUGUGAUUCGCGAGAUCGAGACCUUCGCCAGUCGCAAGACCUUCAUGAAACUGGCAGGUGGCGUGAAGCGCCGUAUACUAGAACGGGCAGCUCACGAAGCGCCGGAAGGCUUGGUGGUGGAGCUUGGGAGCUACAUCGGUUAUUCGGCAGCCGUUCUUGCCAUGGCUCGAGGCGCCGCGUCUUUGCCACCGUCUCCAGACCAGUCCGAAGGGAUGCCGGUGAGGAUAGUGAAGCAGGACGACCUCAAGAGGUUAUACCCUCCAAAUGGAAUUCCGACUGCCAAAAACCAGACUGCGGAUGACUUCCUCUUUCAGGCCUGCCAGUACUCCGUGAGCAUGGCCAACCUGGACCGUGCCAUCAAGAAGGGUGCCAAUGUCAACGCCCGCAACAAAGACGGCAACACGCCACUGAUGCUUGCCUGCCAAAACUGGACGGGCUCCCAGUACCUGCCGUUCAUCAAUAAGCUGCUGGACAGCAAGGCCGAUGUGAACGUAGAGAGCGGCUGGGGCUUCACGCCUCUGGAUAAGGUCACAGAGUUGCUUAAGGAGCAGGAGGCUGCGCGCCUCCAGGAGAUGCGGGCGCAGGAGGAGAGGCGUGAAAUCAUGGAAGGGAAAAGCAUCGUCGGCUACGGCUAUGGAACAGCCGAGGAGCAGCGGCAGCGGCUCGUUCCAAACCAGCCUUUGGCCGAUGAGCUAGACACCUUCAAGUGCCUGCCGCACCUUCGGGAGUGCAAGAAGUUGCUGGAGCAGAAAGGCGGGAAGCUGGGCGAGAAUCCUUUCAAUCCGGCCUACCUCACUGCGGAGGAGUUCGUGGAGAGGAGAGAUGCCAUCCUGCAGAAAUACAAGGACGCUAAAUUCAAAUAUUCAGGCCACUGA
Symbiodinium pilosum is the source of this 937-nucleotide messenger RNA. NCBI's taxonomy places the organism in Eukaryota, Dinophyceae, Suessiales, Symbiodiniaceae. The record is from the annotation of a GenBank genome assembly.